AUGUCGCGGGCCGCAAAACUUUCCAAGGCGGGCCGCAUGCGGCCCGCGGGCCGCGGGUUGGCCAUCCCUGUAUUAGACAGUGGGUCGCAGGUGUCUGCGGUGACAGUGAAUUGUGUCAACCGGUUAGGUUUGACCCGUAGAAAGUGUCCUGUUGAGGUCAUCGGACUUUCCCAACAACCGGUCAAUACUGUUAAAGGUCAAACUAAUUUUAAUUUUUUUUCUGUACAAUCCGACGUUCCCGAAUUUAAAGUAACAAAUGUCAUUGUUUUACCUCGAAUUAUGUCAUCAAUGCCUAACAGGGUUUUGCCAGCUGAGAUACGAGAUCGCUAUCGGCAUCUUGUCCUUGCCGACCCCCGAUUUGAUCACCCGGCGCCAGUAGAUAUGUUGAUUGGAGGAGACUUAUAUCCGUCCGUCAUGCAAUCAAAUAGAGCUGACGUUAUACCGAGGGCUUACCAUCAGCGAUGA
Messenger RNA from Macrosiphum euphorbiae (potato aphid), 465 nucleotides. The record is from the annotation of a GenBank genome assembly. NCBI's taxonomy places the organism in Eukaryota, Metazoa, Arthropoda, Insecta, Hemiptera, Aphididae.